Molecule: messenger RNA, 3343 nt
Organism: Benincasa hispida (wax gourd)
Lineage: Eukaryota; Viridiplantae; Streptophyta; Magnoliopsida; Cucurbitales; Cucurbitaceae
Source: RefSeq, a predicted model, not a curated record
AGUCAAAUCCCACCGACGAAGAAAUUCAUCAGAUCCAAAAAAUUUCACUUCUUUUCUCUGUACGGAAAUUUGCAUGAACUCCGGUUGGACUUCCGUAGAAUUCCCACUUUUUUCUUUCCUUUUUCCUUGCAUUAACCAACACCAUCGACGACGACGCCCACAAUUUCCAGGGAUUUGGAGGAAGCAUUAAGGCUUGAAAUUCAUAAUGUUUAGGUCAUCUCCUCGAAGGAGUCAGAGAUCCAAAGGCUUCAAGGUAAAGCAUGCUUUACAAAUCUUUCUUUUGCUUGGGGUUUGCGUCUGGCUCGUUUACCAAGUUCAGCAUUCUCGUGGUAAGAAAGCUACUUUCAAUGAGAGCACAAAACUUAAUGAUGUUGUGAAACUAGGGAGGAAAGACCUCCAUCCUCGAGUUGAUGAAAACAUCAUAACAGAUGAGGGCCACAAAGAAGAUGAAGAAGAAACUAGGAACGAACUAGAAAAGGGUAUGUCUGAAAGUGAUAAUGAAGAAAAGGGCGGUGGGAAUGAUGAGUUUCACGAUCAACAAGAAGUUCAGGAGGAAACUGAGAAUAAAAUUUUUGUUGUGGAUAUAGAGAAAGAGAGAGAGGAGAGCAAUGAGGUUAGCAAAGAGACUGAAAAUGAAGAGAACAAAGAAGUGGAAAACGAUAACAAAGGAAAUGAAGAGAUUAUUCAAAAGAGCCAGAGUGAAGAGAAUGAAGAGGGUAGAGGGGGAGGAAGUGAAGAGAAUGGAAACGAAGAAAGCAAAGGGCAGGAAAAUCAAGAAUUAAAUGGCAAUGAAGAAAGCAAAGAGCAGGAAACUCAAGAAGUGAAUGGCAACGAAGAAAGCAAAGAGCAGGAAAAUCAAGAUGUGAAUGGAAACGAAGAAAACAAAGGGCAGGAAAAUCAAGAAGUGAAUGGCAACGAAGAAAGCAAAGGGCAGGAAAAUCAAGAAGUGAAUGGCAACGAGAAAGCAAAGGCAGGAAAAUCAAGAAUGAAUGGCAACGAGAGAAAGCAAAGGCAGGAAAAUCAAGAUGAAGUGCAACGAGAAAGCCAAGGGCAGGAAAAUCAAGAAUUGAAUGGCACGGACGAGCAAAGCAAAAGGGCAGGAAAAUCAAGAAUGUAUGGCAACGAGGAAAGCAAAGGGCAGGAAAAUCAAGAAGUGAAUGGCAACGAAGAAAGCAAAGGGCAGGAAAAUCAAGAAGUGAAUGGCAACGAAGAAAGCAAAGGGCAGGAAAAUCAAGAAAUGAAUGGCAACGAAGAAAGCAAAGGGCAGGAAAAUCAAGAAUUGAAUGGAAACGAAGAAACUAAAAGACUGGAAAAUCAAGAACUGAAUGGCAACGAAGGAAGCACAGGACAGGAAAAUCAAGAAGGGAAUGGAAACAAAGGAAGCAAAGGACUGGAGAAUCAAGAAGUGAAUGAAAAUGAAGAAAGCAAAGGACAGAAAAAUCAAGAAGGGAAUGGAAAUGAAGAAAGCAAAGGGCAGGAGAAUCAAGGGAAUGGAAAUGAAGAAAGCAAAGCAAAGGAGAAUCAAGAAGAAAAUGAAGGUAAAGAUAAGGUAAAUGAGAUGUUGACUGAAGACAGAAAAGAAAAGGAAAAUGAGGAGAGAAGUCAGAGUAAAGAGAGUGGAACAGAAGAGAAGAAUGAAGAAAACAAAGAAAAGGAAAAUCAAGAAGAGAGGGGAAGUGAAGAGACGGAUAAAAAAGAUAGCAAUAAUGGAGGAGAAAGAGAGAAGGAGAAUGGUGACAAUGAGAAGGAAGAAACUAAGGAGAAGGACAGAGGGGAUGUUAAUGUAGUAGAAACCAAAGAGGACACCAGUGAGACCAGGGAAAGUUCCAAGGAUACAAUGGGAAACGACAGUAAUGAGAACAAGGAGGAGAAUAAUGAAAACAAGACAGUUAAGGAAGAACAAAAGGAAGGUAGUCUUAAGGGUGUAGUUUCAGCUGAAGAACAGGUUCAAGAUGGGAAUGACAGGAGUAAUAAUGAUGCAAGAGAAGACCAAUACAAAGGGGAUAAUGCUUCCAGUGCUGUACACGAAGAUCAAAAUACAGCCACUGGAAAUGGGCAGAAUGGUUUUGCAAAAUUAAAUGAGGUAGGGUCAGUUGAAAAUAAAGAAAACCAUGAGCUUCAGCAUGAGGAUGCAAGGACGAGUAGCGAAGCUGUUGAUUCUGAUAAAAAUGAGUCAGUCCAAAAUGAAAGUGAAGCUGAAAGAAAUGGAAACAACCAAUCUGAGGAACCAGACAAAGUGACUAAUAACAAUGAAGAGCAGCCAGUGUCCAAGGAGAAUGACCAGCACCAGGAUGAUUCAAUUGCUUCUAACGGGAAAACUUCUGAUACAAUUACAACAAAUGAAACUGCAGACAACAUCAAUCUUGAACGAGAUAACUCUACUUCAAAGAAUGUUGCACUUGAAGAAAAAAUUGAUUUCAAUUCAUCUCUCAGCAGUAAACAAAAAAAUUCAAGUCCAUCACAUUCAACUUCCACUGAGAAUACAGAUACUUCAAAUGAAGUAUCCAAAGAGUCAAAUACUUCUGAGCCUGAUGAAUCAGAUCGACAUGUGAGCCAUAAUGAAUAUGAAAAUGCUGGUCACAGUAACUCGAAUGACGAUUCUUCAGGUCAAAAGAAUGACCAUGAUAAUUCUUCAGAUAUGUCAAACUCCCAAGAGAAUGAUGCAUCCUCGAGCACUAUCGAAGGUGCUGGUGCUGGACAGAAUGACAAUGAGAACAUUGAUCAAAGCAACGGAAGCUAUAACGAUCACCUGAAAGAACAAUUUGAUUCCCACAAUGAGGAUGUCACAUUUUCUGAUACAAACAACAAUGAGGAUCAGGUUCAUACCGGUGAUUCUUCAGGAUCUUCUUUACCUCAGGAGGAGAAGGAUGCUCGCACAGAUUUGGAUACCUUACCCGAAAGCAGAAAGGAAGGGAGUAACAAGGAUGAAACAGCCACAGAGUGACAUCUUAUAUCCUCUUCAUAAGGAAUUUUCGUCGUUCUGUUUGUCUUUCCGUUUCAUAAGGUUCUUGAUUUUUUCUGAUUCAAUGCAGCAACACGUCCUUUAAGCAAAGAAAGAAAAAAAAAAUAUAUAUAUACUUGCAUAUGUAUCUUUCUUGUUUUUGCUGCUGGAAGAGUUUGGAAAGCUAGGAUGAUUUUUGAGCAUUGGAUGCUUCAGAUUAGUUCAUGGAGUGGUCUUGUGAGAGUCAAAUUUAGUAGAUACAUUUGUAAUCUUCUUUUUCCUUCCUUAAUGUUUGUUGGACAAUCUCAUGAUGCUGCUUGGUGGAACACCUCGGUAUCAGUAUUUUCCCUAUCAUAUGCAUGUCUAUAUUUAAUAGAAUGAUAUCUCAACUUCUUUUGUAUC